AUGGACCUAUUGGCACACAGAGAUCCUGGAAUUCCCCUGCCCGAUCAGAACCUCUACAAGGCAAUCUGGUUUAACCCCUCGGAUUUUGGUUCCUUUGCGGAAGCGUUCCUACGGUCGUCAGAAACCACAAACCUCCAACCAUUAGGAGUGUCAGAUAAUCUAUUUCCUUGGAUUUGUUGGAGAGUCUGGACAGCAAGAAACUACAAAGUCUUUGAGAACAGAGUUUCCUCGCCUGCUGGGAUCCUCUCGAAAUCCAUCCGAAAUGCAAAAGAAUGGUGUAUGGCUCAAUCACCUCCACCUACAGCUACUGCUCCUCAACGUCUGGCGCUUCCCCCUGCUCUGACCUCCACAAGUGUUAUUGGAUACAUUGACGCAGUGUGGCAGGCUGGCUCAAACAUAGCAGGAUGUGGGUGGGUUUUCAAGGAUCACCACGAUGAAUGCCUGCAACAGGGAACUAAGAUCUUCAAUCACAUAUCUUCAGCCUUGAUGGCCGAAGCGCUUGCAGUCAGGUCAGCUCUUCUCAACGCCUUCGAAGCGGGUUUCUCCUGA
Raphanus sativus (radish) is the source of this 549-nucleotide messenger RNA. RefSeq lists its product as uncharacterized. The transcript is spliced from 2 exons. Lineage: Eukaryota; Viridiplantae; Streptophyta; Magnoliopsida; Brassicales; Brassicaceae. The coding region runs from base 1 to 549 and encodes 182 amino acids. Gene Ontology annotation, molecular function: RNA-DNA hybrid ribonuclease activity; nucleic acid binding. The record is from RefSeq and is a predicted model, not a curated record.